ACCAACAAACAGCUACACUCUGCCUCAAGUGUCUGAUCCCUUUCGACUCGUGGGACUUCCUUGACAGACGCCUACCGAGAGCGACUUCUAUCAAUGUUACCUAAUUAACUGCACGCCUUGCCCGAAAACGCGUCCUCCAGGCUCCAGGCAGCAGCUAUGACUCCCUCGAACUUCGCAUCACUUUCGAUUCGCCUUGUCACGUUAAAUAUUCGGUAUGACACCAAGAAUCCCGGCCCGGGCGAGGAGCCAUGGUCGGUCCGCUGCCCGAGGCUGUGUGCACAGUUAAGGUUCAUUACCUCCAGCCAAGACUCGCCAUUUGUCUGUCUCCAGGAAGUCCUGCAUUCUCAGCUCACCGAUGUCCAAACAUACCUGGGUCCUUCUUGGGGGCGUAUCGGUCAGGGACGGAAGGAUGGGAAGGAGGCCGGCGAGUACUCUCCGAUUUUCUUUCGCGCAGAUCACUGGGAGUGUGAGCGCAGUAGGACGUUCUGGCUGUCUCCGACUCCAGAAGUGCCAUCGAAGGGAUGGGAUGCUGCUUUGGAGCGGGUCGUUACAAUGGGGACCUUCAGCCACAGGAGGACUGGGGCAGUCGUGACGGUUAUGAAUACCCACUUCGAUCACAAGGGAGAGGUUGCCCGCGAGGAAAGCGCCCGUCUUCUCCUCAAGCUUGCCAGUACCUGGCCCGGAGAGCGUGCCCCUAGGCUAUCAACUCCUGUAUUUCUUGGUGGCGACUUCAACAGCACCCCCACAGGGCGAGCAUACAAGGUGCUAACCGAACCAAACUCAGGGAUGAGAGACAUCUCCGAUAUCCUGCCGGAAGUUGCCAAAUACGGGAACAAGGAGAUAACCUUCACCUCCUUUGGAGACGACCCAAACGAGCAUCCGGCAAGGAUAGAUUUCCUCUUUGUGCGGGGUAUGGGCCGCCUUCGUUUCUUGAGCUUUGGCAUUCUUGCCAACAAGUUCGAUGAUGGGGUUUACCUCUCUGACCAUCGGCCCGUGGUCGCAGACGUCGAGGUUCCAGUUCAGGCAACCAUGUGAUGGGCGGAAGUGUGGGCUCCCGCUCCAUCCCCCCUUAUGUACACCAAUAUCGGCAUUACUGUGGAGGCACUUGCAAGUCUCUUGGCAAACAUCUCGAGAAAGCUCUUGUGGCACCCUUCAAACUAGGCAUCUUCCUCACAGCAACACGGUUGUUCACGGGCCGUUCUGUGUCAGUCCAGGUCACAGCUUCAGCCAAACUGCCAUCGGGGACUUGAAACGCUUGUAGGUCUAAGCCGAGCCGCAAUUAAUGUCCACAUUCCCAACGGUUGGACACAGCGGCAACUUUUACAUGUGGUUCUAGUGCUUGGAAUUAGCAUACUUACAC
This is a messenger RNA of Chaetomium fimeti, 1360 nucleotides long. Its product is annotated as Endonuclease/exonuclease/phosphatase. The record is from RefSeq and is a predicted model, not a curated record. The transcript has a single exon. NCBI's taxonomy places the organism in Eukaryota, Fungi, Ascomycota, Sordariomycetes, Sordariales, Chaetomiaceae. The coding region runs from base 157 to 1035 and encodes 292 amino acids. Gene Ontology annotation, molecular function: 3'-5'-RNA exonuclease activity.